CAUGUCCAAACUCCUUAACGUCGUUGAAAAACUCGUUUUCCCAGCUCUCGGUAUCAGUUGCAUUUUGUUGUAAAUUCAAAACAAUGGCAGGAAAGGAGAAACCGGUGCUGGAUAUAGUCCAUCAAAACUCAAUUCACGUUGAGACGAUCCGGAAAGAGCAAAGAUACCAGAAACUCCACACGGAGUUCAGCAUCAACCCACACAGGACAUUACACGUCCUGCCAGACAAACCCAUGUCAAGGAAACCAAAAGAAGUGAUUGCAGAGAACACGGACUUCAUCGAUGCCUUCCACAAAGCUCACCAAGAACCCACCAAGAAGUAUGCAAUGCCACUGACGGAAAGUCAUGAGAUAGGGUGGCUGUCAGAUCCACUGAUACCAUCAACCCGCAAUGACAGGAGAUUCCAUUUCUCCAGAAUCAGCACAGACAUCACCAUACACCAGGAAAAGGCCCUGCGUGCAUCAAAUUAGACGAAGACAGAAAGAAUAAAAAUCUCUUACAAUAAGAAACCUAUGUUCCGACUUUAUUUGUUUAUAAACAUACAGGUACCAGAGGCUACAUUGUGUAUUUCCAUUUUAGCAAGCAAAGGGAAAUCAUUUGCAGGGAUAACAUUUGCACAGGUCUAUUUGAAGCACCCUUGCACAUCACAUACUAAUCAUUAUAAUGAACAGGAAAGGGCAAAACGAACAGGCGCUCAAUAUAUAAAAUGUCAUGUCACAUGAAAGAAUCAAUGAGUCAAGAAGCUGAGUUAAAAAAAAAAAAAA
Molecule: messenger RNA, 764 nt
Organism: Trematomus bernacchii (emerald rockcod)
Lineage: Eukaryota; Metazoa; Chordata; Actinopteri; Perciformes; Nototheniidae
Gene: cfap144
Product: family with sequence similarity 183 member A
Exons: 4
Coding region: 84-470 (128 amino acids)
Cellular component (GO): ciliary base
Source: RefSeq, a predicted model, not a curated record